Molecule: messenger RNA, 423 nt
Organism: Fusarium redolens
Lineage: Eukaryota; Fungi; Ascomycota; Sordariomycetes; Hypocreales; Nectriaceae
Exons: 1
Coding region: 1-423 (140 amino acids)
Source: RefSeq, a predicted model, not a curated record
AUGAGAAAGUAUAUAAUCUUCCUCCUCCUCCUCUUCCCAACUGUAUCUCUGUCGCUAUCUAAGCGCGGCUGCCAGAAUUUCAAGCCAGAAUUUCCACACGACUGUAAAGGCGUCUUCGCCAAAGGUAGCCCGAUUCGUGUAUCGGAACUAGUAAUCUGCACCGCAGAGAGAGCCGAAGAAGAUGGGCACGAUGGCAAGUGCAACAUCCAGCGCUCCAAGAUAGGCAUUAUCGCCAACUCAACUAUCACCAGGACCAACAAUGGAACUCUCAAAACAUCCCUUGAAGCCAAGAGAAGCAUCCUUGAAGCAGUGCGAGAUGCAGCGUCCCCCAAGGCGCUGGAGCAUGUCAACUUGAAGAGGCUUGUAGUGAUGCCAUUCACAGCCCCGUCUCUCAUGAUACCCAAAGGCAAGCGUGGAUACUAG